This is a messenger RNA of Canariomyces notabilis, 1030 nucleotides long. RefSeq lists its product as uncharacterized. The coding region runs from base 285 to 818 and encodes 177 amino acids. Lineage: Eukaryota; Fungi; Ascomycota; Sordariomycetes; Sordariales; Chaetomiaceae. The record is from RefSeq and is a predicted model, not a curated record. The transcript is spliced from 4 exons.
ACGCAGCUCACUGCAUGAACAAACCUCAUUCAACCGCCGAAUCGAGUCCUCUCCAACACCUGCGUUCUUCACUCACAGACCGUGGUACUUUACCCCGCGCCGUUGCCAGCAGUUUGGAUCGACAAAUCUGAACUGCCGACCAGCUGCCGACGGAUUGAUUGAUUGAGCUGUUUUUAUUCCUGGUCGCGGCACAUUAUUCGAUUUCCCUGUUGAAUUCCUCUCUGGCGAGGAUUCCUUACUUGCACCAGACGUACACCACGCACGCCGUGGUACCUCAAGUCAUCAUGCAUCUCCUCCUCAACGUUCUAGCGACAUCUCUAGCGCUAGCCGCCCCGUCACUCAGCCAAGGCAUCACAGCAACGCCAACAAUCGAGUCAGUGUCCGGAUGCCCCGCCGUGGUGUCGACGACACACGUCUGCUCGACGUGCAUGACGAUACAGUGCGUGGCGUCCGUGACCAUCACUGCGGGUUGCGGCACCUGCCCGGCGUCGCCUCCCACCAUCUACCGCGGGUACCCCUGCGAAGAGGGCUGUUCGGCCCUGACCGGGUGCAAGCCUGUGUACACGGUCGUUACGGCUGCUGCUGGUGAAGGGGGUGAAUGUGAGUUUGCUGCUACUGCUACUACCACUUCUACUGCAAUUUCAAGUGGUGCCGCGACCGGGUCUGGUACUACUACUGCUGCUACUUCUAUGUCGUUUGGGGAGCAAAGUUCUGUCACGGGCACUGGGUCCACUGCGGGCUCCGGGCCUGCGUCCACCGGGCCGGUUAGCGUUAAUGCCGCGGCCCGGAGGGUGGCGCUGCCGAUGCGGCUGUGGUAGUGGGGUUCAUGCGGGGUACCGUGGACUACCGUGGAUACCCAGUUGAUAACCGUGUCGUGUUGGGUUUGCGACUUGACCGCGAUGCUUUAUUUUUAACGAGAGGAGUUGGAUUGAGGCUUCGGUUUGAUGGGUUCGGUGUGUCUUCUGGAAGUUGAGAAAAGGGUAUUUUACUCUUUCCCUCUCAUCUUGGAAGGCAAGCGGGAUACCUGGGU